AUGGCUACCUCAACACGAGUGUCGGUUGUCUGGCUAUUGGCCUUGAUCGCUGGCCUCAUCUCCCCGACAAUAGCCCAGACAUGGACCGAGUGCAACCCUCUAGAACGAGAUGACUGCAGACCAAACCCGGCACUGGGCACCAACUACACCUAUGAUUUUACCGGACUCCUCAAUCCUGCUGUCUGGAACACCACUGCGGGAGAAGUUAUCAACGGAAAGAAGGGUGGUGAAUUUACCAUUAGAGAACGGCUUCAGUCACCCACAAUCCAGUCGCACUUUUACAUUUUCUUUGGCAGACUUGAGGUACAUAUGAAGGCCGCAACUGGGCAAGGGAUCGUCAGCAGUGUGGUCAUCCAGUCCGAGGACCUUGACGAGAUCGACUGGGAAUGGGUAGGCUCUGAACAGGGCUCCGUCCAGACCAAUUAUUUCGGCAAGGGUAAUGAUACCACUUUCGAUCGCGGAAAAAAGCACGACGUUAAUGACCCCAUGCACUCAAUCCACAACUACACCAUUCUCUGGACCGCCGAGAAGCUGGAAUGGUGGGUUGAUGAGAACUUGAUCCGCACCCUCAAGUAUGAGGAAGCUGAAGGCGGCAAAUUUUACCCCCAAACCCCGUCAACCGUUCGCUUGGGCAUCUGGCCUGCUGGAGACGAAGGCAAUAGGGCCGGUACCAUUGAAUGGGCCGGUGGAAAAGUGGACUAUAGCAAUGGCCCCUACACUAUGAUCGUCGAGCGGUUGAUGGUCGAAGAUUUCCAUAAGGGAAAGGAGUACGUUUAUGGAGACAACUCAGGAGACUGGCAAAGCAUCAAGGUCAUAGACGGAGUGUCGGACGUUUCGAAAGAGGCGACCAAGCCCCCGCCAAAAUCACUAUCGCAGAAAUGGGCGGAACUAUCCGCAGGCACAAAGGGAGGUAUCUUUAUUGGCAUUGCCGCUUUUGUCGGCCUUAUUCUGGCCAUCAUUGCCUUCUGCUGCAUCAAACAACGCAGAGCGGGUCGCAAGGAAUUCAAUAAUGAAAACAGCAAAUUCGUCACCGAACAAACUAGCAACAUGGCUCUUCGAACACAAUGGAAUCAUAAAUAUCGACAGGUCGGUGGGUGA
Molecule: messenger RNA, 1098 nt
Organism: Uncinocarpus reesii 1704
Lineage: Eukaryota; Fungi; Ascomycota; Eurotiomycetes; Onygenales; Onygenaceae
Exons: 2
Coding region: 1-1098 (365 amino acids)
Biological process (GO): carbohydrate metabolic process; fungal-type cell wall organization
Cellular component (GO): fungal-type cell wall
Molecular function (GO): glycosyltransferase activity; hydrolase activity, hydrolyzing O-glycosyl compounds
Source: RefSeq, a predicted model, not a curated record